Messenger RNA from Lonchura striata (white-rumped munia), 2786 nucleotides. It is a transcript of the gene TMEM278, whose product is annotated as transmembrane protein 278. Lineage: Eukaryota; Metazoa; Chordata; Aves; Passeriformes; Estrildidae. Gene Ontology annotation, cellular component: plasma membrane. Gene Ontology annotation, molecular function: PDZ domain binding. The record is from RefSeq and is a predicted model, not a curated record.
GAAUUUUAGAAAAUGAAUCAGAGGCAGAAUAAUUAAAGUUGGAGAGGGACCAUCUUGAGCUGGGGAUGGAUGGCUGGAGCGUGGCUCUGGGGUGCUGCGUGUUCCUCCCCAGCCGUGGGGAGACAGAUGUGAAGGAUUGGCCAGCACGGAGAGCACUGAGGCUGUUCUGUGAACACAGCAGCCUUGCAAAGCUGAGCUCAGGAGGGACCACACUGCUGGCUGUGAGUGGCUGUGACUGCAGGCAGCUGAGAGCAGUGACACCACCACACACUGCUCCCAUCUCUGCUGCAGGGGAGGGCAGCAGGGCUCCAGAGGCUGGGGAACAGCUCCUGCCCUUCCUCUUCCCUGCUCACCUCCUUUGGAUGAGACCUGGGCAGGAAUAUUUGCUUGGCUACAGGGUGAAGAGCAUGGGAAGGUGAUUUGAAGACAAGGAACUGCCUGUGGGUGCCUAAACCUGAUAUUCUCAGCACCCAGACUUGAUAUUCUGAAUACCUAAGCCUGAUCUGAUGAAUACCUAAGCCUGACAUCCUGAACAUCUAAGUCUGAUAUUCUGAAUAUCUAAGCCUGAUCUGAUGAACACCUAAGCCUGACAUCUUGAACAUCCAAGCCUGAUAUUCUGAAUACCUGAGCUUGAUAUCCUGAACCUAAGCCUGACACCCUGAGCACCCAGCUGGGCUCGAAGGUGGAGGGGGAUACCAAAGCCCACUGAGCAGCCCAUCACAGCCACCACAGCAACCCUUUGGAACCUCUUGGGAUCGUAAUCCUGGGGAAAAACAGCAGCAAAUUCCGUAGGACUCUGGAUUCUAAACCAAAACAAAAAUUACUGCCAAACUUCCAGCAGAUCUACGUUGGGACUGAGGCUGGGAAAAGCAUCUGAAGGAAGCCAGCUGUGCUGAGCAGGGGAGCUGGGAGCCCAAGGAGAGCUUUCCUUGCUUGCUCCAUGAUGAUCUCUGCUUAGGGGCUCCUGGAAGAGGCAGAAGAAGCCUUUGCGAGCUCCUUCCCAUCUCUGUUAGACCAAAAGCAAGGAAAUAUUUUUGGCUAAGAGCGUGGGUUGGUGUUGGUAGAUCUUCUUGAAGGAUGUCUGGCCAGGAGCCUGAGGACUUUGGAACAGAAGUGCUGUCGGAAAAGUCGCGGAUGAUGCCUGGGCUCCCCCCGUACGACAUGGACGAGCGGCUCCUUCCCGGGGAGCCCCGCAGCCCCGGCUGCUGCCUGGCCUGGGCCCUGCUGAUAGGAGCCACCAACUCCCUGGUCUUCCUCCUCAAUUUGCUCCUGAUGUUUGUGAUUUUCACCGUCGUGCUGCUUCCUACCAUCGUGGUGGUUUACUUUGGCUUCCAGUGCCACUCCCAGGUGCUGCACUCCUCUGCCCGCUACUGCAAGAGCAUCCUGGACGACAACAGCUCCUCUGCCCUCAUCAUCCUGGGCUUUGUCAUCAUGUCCCCACUGCUGGUGGUGGCCAUGGCCAUUUACUGCAGCCUGGCACGGCGCCUGCAGCUCCUGGUGUGCUUCCAGCCCUACAGCCUGGCCCUGUACAAGGGGGGCCGCUGGUGUGGCCGCGGGCAGGGGGCUCCGUGCUGUGCCAGGGGCUGCAGCACCCAGCUCAAGGCCUGGGUGUGAGCCUGCAGCACCAGCAGUGUCCCCUCCCUGUGCCUGUCCUCAUCCUCAGCCCUCCCCGCAGAGCUGCCACUGCUCAGCCAGGUCACGCUGUGGUUUAUUCCAAAAAAUCUGCAAUGGAGUGAAAACACGGCAUGGGACAGGAGGAGGGAGAGCAGGACAGCUUCAUCCUUCCAAAUCCUUCCAUCCUUCCAAAUCACCCUGUGGUUUAUCCCAAAAAUCUGCAGUGGAGUGAAAACAUGGCAUGGGACAGGUGUAGGGAGAGCAGGACAGCUUCAUCCUUCCAAAUCACCACGUGGUUUAUCCCAAAAAUCUGCAAAGGAAACACAUGUGGGACAGGUAUAAGGAGAGCAGGGCAGCUUCAUCCUUCCAAAUCCUUCCAUCCUUCCAAAUCACCCUGUGGUUUAUCCCAAAAAUCUGCGGUGGAGUGAAAACACAGCAUGGGACAGGUGUAGGGAGAGCAGGACAGCUUCAUCCUUCCAAAUCCCCUCUGGUGUUGUUUGUUGGUGUUGUUUGUUGGUGUUGUUUGUUGGUGUUGUUUGUUGGUGUUGUUCCUGCUCAUCACUGGCUGCUGUCCCUCCCCUUUAGAACCAUUUUGUCUGCCCUUUGGAACCAUUCCCAGUUUUCUGGAGAAAUAAAGUUUGUGCCCAGUCCCCCCUGGAGGAGUUUGCUCCAUCUCAAAGCCAUGGCUGCAGCAGAACCACCUCUUGUUCUCCACUUGGUAGCACUGUAAGGUAAAAUGGAAUUUUUGUUCCCUUCCUGAGGAUUGAUUUUUCCUGCUAUUUGCCCUGUGUGGCCCUGAUACCACCCAGAGCAAUAACCAGGGGUGGCUGCCGGGGGAAGUGAACUGGAGGGGAAAAAAAUAAAAAGGAGGAAAAAUGAGUUGACAUUUUUUGACAAGACUGAAGAAAAGCACGAAAGUUCUGCUCCAGACAGGAAGAUCGUGCUGGAGGAUAACCAGGUUUUGCCUGAGGGCAGUGUCUGCUCACUGGGUACAGAUAUUUGAUACAAGCUGCUGUUCCUUUUGCUCACCUGUUGUUUCAUCCAACUGCUUUUAAAAGGAAAACACUCUUCAGCCUGGCAGGGAUUGUAAUGAACCCUCCCCGCUGCUGUCCCUGCAAAGAAACCCAGAGUUAUUUGCUACAGCCUCCCCAAUAAAGCAAACUUGCAUUUCA